This is a messenger RNA of Phaedon cochleariae (mustard beetle), 2404 nucleotides long. NCBI's taxonomy places the organism in Eukaryota, Metazoa, Arthropoda, Insecta, Coleoptera, Chrysomelidae. The record is from the annotation of a GenBank genome assembly.
AUGAUGGCCAAGGCGAAAGUGAGUAUAGAAUGGAAGCGGAGGGUGAAGCAAGAAUAUCUGCGUUUGAGACAACAAAAGAGGUACAAGAGGGCCGAUGAGGUCAAAGUGGCUUGGAACCAAAACCGUCACAAGAUGUCCGAUAUCCUUAUUGAAGAGCAAACCCGGUGGUCCGACAGCAAAGCCUUCUGGGUUUUGACGCCCGAAUUGCCACCCCAUGUAACGUGCAUGAAGAAAGCGGAAGUGAUUGGUAAUGAAGGUAAAGAAUAGUCACACUUCUUGCAUGAUUCUUCCCACUGUGAGAAUGUUGGUUUAGGUGAUGUUCAGGUAGCAGCUAUAAAGAUUAUCAAUGCUGUUACUCCAAUACCAACCAUGUACACUUGGGCCCCCAUCCAGCAAAAUUUCAUGGUGGAAGAUGAGACUGUUCUGCACAAUAUCCCAUACAUGGGGGAUGAAAUUUUAGACCAGGAUGGGACAUUCAUUGAAGAGCUUAUUAAGAACUAUGAUGGCAAGGUACAUGGGGAUAGAGAAUCUGGUUUUAUAGAUGAUGAAUUGUUUGUGGAGCUGGUUCACUCACUGAUGCAAUACCAAGACAAGGAAAAAUCAGAAAAGAAGAAAGAAGACAAGGAGAAGAAAGAGGACAAGGAGAAGAAAGAGGACAAAGAAGAAAGAGGAUAAAGAGAAGAAGGAAGAUAAAGAGAAGAAAGAAGAUAAAGACAAAAAGGAUGAGAAGGAUAAGAGAGACAAGGAGGACAAAAAAGAUGAAAAAGAGAGGAAGGAAGUAGAAGAGAAGUCAGAAGAAGAGCCUAAGGAAAAGAAGAAGGAGCACUUGGAGUUUCCCACCUUUGUAAUUUUUCAGGCCAUUUCUCUGCAGUUUCCUGAUAAAGGAAAUCCUGAAGAGUUGAGGGACAAAUAUGUUGAGUUGACAGAAAGAACAGAUCCAAAUGCUCCACCAGAAUGUACUCCAAAUAUUGAUGGACCCAAUGCAUCUUCUGUUCCUAGAGAGCAAACUUUGCAUUCUUUUCAUACAUUGUUUUGUAGGAGAUGUUUCAAGUAUGAUUGUUUUUUACACAGGUUGCAAGCUUGUCAUCCUGGUCCAAAUUUGCAGAAAAGGAGGGGCCCUGAUCUGAAACCGUUCACAGAAGCCUGUGGUUCUGAAUGCUACUUGGUUUUGGAAAUUGUGAAGGAAAAAAUGGCGGCCAGGGCCAAGCAGGAGGAAGAAUGCGAAAAGGAGACCAAGGGGAAAGUUAUGAAGCCUGCAGAAACGGUGGAAAUCAAGUCGAACGGCGUGAAUAAUCCUAGGAAAAUAUGCAAACAGCAGAGCGUCGAUUCGGGCAACGAGGCCAGCUCUGAAGACAGUAACGACAGUAACAAAUACAAAGAAUCAGAUGGUACCGAUCCAGUAUUGACAACUACCUCAUUCAGCUUGCUGGGACUGUUAGGAGCGAACGAUCACAAAGAGUGGACGGGCUCUGACGAGAGUCUGUUCAGGGCUCUACACAAAGUGUUCCUCAAUAACUAUUGUGCCAUUGCUCAGAUCAUGCUAACCAAAACCUGCCAACAAAUCUACCAUUUCGCUCAGAAGGAGGCGGCCGACAUUCCUGCAACUGAGACUGCGCGCGAUUACACGCCGCCUAGCAAAAAAAAGAAGAAGCAUAGAUUGUGGUCGAUGCACUGCCGUAAAAUCCAGCUGAAGAAGGACUCCAGCAGCAAUCACGUGUACAAUUUCGCGCCCUGCGACCACCCCGGUAGGAACUGCGACCACGAGUGUCCCUGCAUCGGGGCGCAGAACUUUUGCGAAAAGUUCUGCCAGUGCAGCUCGGAUUGCCAGAACAGAUUCCCCGGCUGCCGAUGCAAGGCCCAAUGCAACACCAAACAGUGCCCCUGCUACUUGGCGGUGCGCGAAUGCGAUCCCGACCUCUGCCAAACCUGCGGCGCCGAUCAGUUCGACAGCUCCAAGAUCACCUGCAAGAACGUCAGCGUCCAACGGGGACUGCACAAACAUCUUCUGAUGGCUCCCUCGGACGUCGCGGGAUGGGGCAUAUUUCUGAAGGACAGCGCUCAGAAGAACGAGUUCAUUUCCGAGUACUGCGGCGAGAUCAUUUCUCAGGACGAGGCGGACAGACGAGGAAAGGUGUACGACAAGUACAUGUGCAGUUUCCUGUUCAACCUGAAUAACGAUUUUGUGGUGGACGCGACAAGAAAAGGCAACAAAAUCAGGUUCGCCAACCAUUCCAUCAAUCCGAAUUGCUACGCCAAGGUGAUGAUGGUGAACGGCGAUCACAGGAUCGGUAUUUUCGCGAAGAGGCCCAUCCAGCCAGGAGAAGAGCUCUUCUUCGAUUAUAGAUAUGGACCGACUGAACAACUGAAGUUCGUUGGUAUAGAGAGAGAAAUGGAGUUCUUGUAA